UGUAGACAGUAUAGUCAGUGUUGGACUGUCAGUGCGCGCGGCAUGUAGUGUUGUGAUUGUGCGUGCGUGUGAGUGUACCAUCUACUCCUGCAAACAACUGUGCCAUAUCAUUGAACAUGAAGAUAUGGAGUGUCAGCUGCACAUUGGCCGUUCUGUUGCUGGUGGUCACGGCUCAGAGACGAGGCUCUCGAAGGUUCGAUCUCUCUCAGGCAUCUGACUCACCUGCAGAGGACGAGGAUGAAUUAUCAUCAACUAGGUCACAUAGAUUUGAGAGACAAAGACAGUCAGCUGAGCCAGAUAGUGAUAGAGGACCAAUAAGUAGAUCAAGGAGUAGAACAGUAGAAACGGAAGCUCAAGUAGACAGCAGACGGCCUGGGUCAAGGCAGAGAGAAUCAGUUGUUGACGACUCAAACUUAAGACAAGGAAGUAGAAGAGGGAAAGGACUGACUCUUAGGUCCCGCAGUGAGCCUGAAGAAGAAAACCACUUAAGCACUGAAAGAACAAGAAGUAGAACCAACAAGGAAGAAAGAAGAAACGGCUUUCCUUCAAGAUUGGACAGUGAUGUCAUCAGCCAUACUGAAUCAGCCACAGUUAGAUCUCAGAAUAUCAACAGUAGAUUUAGUGAUAAAGAAAAAACAAAAUCAAGAAAUGAAAACAAUUUUACCAGAAGUAGUCCAGUUGAAAGGAGGCCUUUGUUACCAAUCACUAGUAUAUCACCAGAAGAUGUCACUUUUCCAAGUAGAUCACGAUCCAGGCAGACCAAAGCUCCAGAAGAAGCUAUCACCUCUGAGCCUAAAGGAAAUUCAAGAAAUUUACAAAGAUCUUCGGAAGGUACUAGACUUCGAUCCAGAACUCUUGAGCAAAAUUUCCCCAGCAGGUCUUCAAGCAGAGGCACAACCAGAAGUCGUGUACCAGAAGUGACAAGUGGAACAUCGACUCCUUCAAGAACAAGAAGUGAAUUUUCACCUCUCCGUCGUAAACCCAUUGACCUGCCAGGGCAAGAUGUAGAGUCUAAAAUAUUCAGCAGAAGAAGAAAUUUAGCUGAAGAAAAAGUCAAAACAACCAUUGAUGAUAGUUCAAGCAAGACUGGUUUUGUAUCCGAUAAGGUUAAGUCCACUUUACCAGUGACUAGUGAAGGUUUCACUGAACUCCCUCUUUAUAGUUCAAAUGCAGGAACAGAAGAAGUAAUCAAUUCAGACAUUCCAGUGAACAAACAAAUAGAAAAUGUAGUUGACGCUUUACCAACUGCAUCAAACGAUGCCUUGACCUUACUACCUAAUGAAGUUCUUCAAUCAACCCUCCAUGCCAACGUCAGGGAUCGAUCAAAACCUCAAGAUUCACCGUUAAAAAACAAUGAUAAUACUGGUUUGACCAAGGCACUUCACGCAAGAUCCAGGGGACAAGAGAGACCUUCAGAGAAUGAGUCUGAAAAUGUAUCUAGAAGCAGAACAAGACAGAGAAGUAAAGAGUCUGAUAGUGAAUCUCGUAAGCCAACAAAUCGUGGAAGAAUCUCAACUUCAGAACCAGCUCAAGGAUUAUCAACAGCUAGAGAAAGAUUUAGUCCAAGAAGUAGAGGGAACUUAUCCAACAGAGAAUCGGAACAAAAAGAAGUUGAUGCAAGCAAUACAAGGACAAGAGCCCAAGUUAGAUUUCCAACCAGAACUUCUGCUGAAUCUCGAGGAAGUGCGGAGUCGAGUACUGAAGGUUCAACCGUAAACCGUGGCAGAGCAACUUCUGUGAACAUAGCAACUCCAACUGUUGAGUUGCAAACGGAAUCUUCUCCUAUAAGAUCUCCUUCAAGGUCAGGAGGUCGAAGAACUCUUCCUAAGCCGACAGCAGACUUAGAGCCAACAGCCAAACCUUCUCGAGGGAGAGGACAAGUCAAGCAAGGAAAAUUGAAUGACAAUGAGAAAGGCUCUGGCAGUGGAAAGGAUGAAGACGUCAGCGAAGAUGACAAUUAUCCCGAAGUUUACAAGCAGCUUAAGAAAGCCGGAAAUGGACCUAAAGAGAUUCUGGCUUUGCUGAAGGCGAAGAAAAAGCAGAGAGAGGCUCAGCAAGCUCAGCGCAGACAACAACAACAAUCAGCGACUGCCGAGGCAACUACUGCUGCAACCUUCUUUUCUGAUUUGAACACUGAAGAGGACAAUGUUAAGCCAUCUAUUGAGUCUUCACUGAGGCGAAGACCAUCUGAAAAGUUCAGCAGAGAAGCUGAGUCAAGUGCAACUGAAAGAAGUUCUUCUCGUUCAGCCAGUAGACAAAGAAGUCUCACUUCCCGUGGAAGUAGAAAUUAUAAUGAUCUUGGUAAAGCGGAAGAAGAAGUAUUGGUAAACACGCAGAGUGUUCGGACAGGAACGGACAGCAAGGACUACAAAAAACUAUUAGAGGAAAGAAAGAAAAAGUACUCAACAAUACCCAGAGAAAACGACUUUGAUCAAGACAAAGAAAAUGGUGUUGAAAUAAAAUCUGAAAAACCAAGUUACUCGAAGGAUUAUUUGAAAAGUUUGAACGAUCUCGGGCUGGAUCCUAAAACUCUGGGACCGACAGAACCGACCACAGAACGAGAGAGAUUUGUGCCAUCUUCGAGGAGAACAAAGUCUUACAGCUACAGAGCUAGCACUGAGCAAAUAAGCGAUGAGGUACUAAAUACAUCCACGUUCAAACCUAGGUAUCAACUGUAUCAAGCAAAAAAUAGGAAGAAAUAUUUAAAUAAGCUUGGUGGGAAAGAAAGUUUGGGAAGCAAAGAGGAAACUUCUAUUGAGUCCGUGUUGGAUGAAGAAGUAGAUCAGAAAGUGAAGAAGCUGAGGUUUGGAGCUUCCUCUCGUCCGCCAUACACCCCUCCCAGACGAGUUACAACCCCCCUCCCUCCGCCACGACUCUCAGCGCGACGCCCAGGCCGCUUCACCCCCAGCUCUAUCUCUGUGGCGUUUGACAAGCCUGAUGACCAAGAGCCUGUCACAAUCCAAGUUUUUGAUUUAGAAGCAAGAGCGCCAAAGCUAGAAUCAGCUAGUCUAGUGACUGAAGCAUCAUCUACGGCUAUGACUUCUUCAUCUGAAACACCGUCUAUGGAGGGUUCUUCUGAACAGUCUUCAUCCGAGGCUUCUUCAGAAGAUUCUUCUGUUGAGACGUCUGUUACAGAAUCGCCUUUGGAGAAUUCGGUUAUUGACGAUGAAACAGUCGUUCCUAUGUCCAUAUCCACCUCCCCGGCAACAACAACAUCAACAUCUACAACAACACAACCAUCCACAACCACGACAACAAUAUCUGCAAAAACAACAAUAUCGACAACAGUGAAACCUAAGACAACUAAAAUACCUUCAACUACUACAACAAAAAAGCCUGUAACAACCUCAACGACACAAAAGCCUACCACAACAACUCAAAAGCCUACCACAACAACUCAAAAGCCUACCACAACAACUCAAAAGCCUACCACAACAACUCAAAAGCCUACCACAACAACUCAAAAGCCUACCACAACAACUCAAAAGCCUACCACAACAACUCAAAAGCCUACCACAACAACUCAAAAGCCAACCACAACAACUCAAAAGCCUACCACAACAACUCAAAAGCCUACCACAACAACCCAAAAGCCAACCACAACAACUCAAAAACCUAUCACAACAACACAAAAGUCUUCAACAACAACAACAAAAAAGCCUAACACCACAACACAAAAACCUACAACCACUACAAAAGCUCCUUCAACUACAACCACAACGAGAAAACCAACAACACAAAAACCCACCACAACAACUAAGAAACCACCAACACCCACAACUCCAAAGCCAACAACCAAGAAACCAGUCUCAGACAAAACCCCACCAUCUGCUCCAAAACCACCCCAACAACAGAAGCCUCUGACAUCAUCUACCUCAACAACAACAACUGAAGCUGCAACUACUGAGGAUCAGUUAGCGGCAAGAUCUAACUUAGUACAGAAGUCUGAGGUAUCAACAGUUCCGGAAAUGAUCUUAACUUCAGCGCAGACGCUUCAGCCAUUAACUUUCACCAGCUCCCCCAGCAGCACUAAUCGUCCACAAUCCGAGAGUUCCUCAGGCUAUGUUGCUUACGCCCUUUUGCCAAACAACACCUUAGUAAGACGGGUGUCUGCUAGAUCAACGACGCCCCCAACUGAAGUCCCGUUUUUUGUUUAUGGACUCUAUCCCAACGGUACAAUCGUCAGGAAGUACCCCAAUGGUACAGUAGUACCUGAUGAUCCAUCACCAGAGUCAAACGAACUGGUAGCUGAAGUUGAUCCGUACAAUAAGAAGGAGCUGAGCGACAUUCUGGAACGUGAUAGACCUUUAGCGUAUCUCUACCCGGCCACUUCCUCAACAUCCUUGACUCCAACCUCUAUGGCUUCAACUGAAGCAACAAGCACCACUAUUUCUUCCACAACAACAACCACAGAAUCUACAACCUUUUCCACUACAACAACUACUACAACUCAAAAACCAACAACCACAACUAAAAAGCCAACAACUACUACCAAAAAACCUACACAAAAGCCAAAACCAAAAGCCGCUACAACUCAAAAAACUGUUACCACUAAAGCUACAACAACUUCUACUUCUCCCACACCAAUCACCACCCAACAGACUACCACUACCACGACAGAAAUACCACAACCAUCACCAACUACAACCACGACUCCGGAACCAACAACCACUCCUCAACCAACAACAACCACUCCUAAACCCACAACAACUCUCAAACCAACAACACCUAAGCCUACUACUCCCAAACCAACUACUCCAAAACCAACAACUCCCAAACCAACUACUCCAAAACCAACAACUCCCAAACCAACUACUCCUAAACCAUCAACCCCUAAACCAACUACUCCAAAAAAACCAUCAACUACCACGCCCACUACCACUACUACGACCACCACAACCUCAACUACAACGACAACUACGCCUUCUACAGCUACAGAAAAAAACAUAGAACCAAUGAUUGUAAGUGGUGUGGAAUCUGCUUUAUCUUCUCCAUCUUCUCCAAAAUCUGAGACCAAAGAGAAUGAUGAGGACUGUGAUAUUUGUGGUGAUGAGGUUUCUUCUUCUUCUAAAGCCACCCCUUCUAAUGGUCUUUCCGAAGAUGAUGUAGCUCUUCUUAAUAAUUUGUUGAGACUCCAGCCUAGCGACUCAGAGCGCAGCGCAUCUGUUGAUUCUUCUUCUUCUCUCCCACCCUCUGGGCCUGAGGAUGAUGAUAUAGCAAAUAGGAUUAUCCAGCUGGCCAUAGAGCGAGCUCAGUCCACUACUGCCAGCCCCGUAUCUGUCUCUGUCUCAACGGACGGACUUGAUCUCCAACAACUGUCCUCCAGUCCUCAACCGAGUUUUGAGCGAGAUGGCAAGAGCAUCGCUCCUCCUAUGAUGGACUCCAUGGCUGUCGAGACCUCACCUCCACCCAAACCUGGAGGGAAAAUCUCCCUUUGGGUUGUGCCUGAAGGGGAAAAUGAACAAACUACAAAGGCUCCACAGAAGCUUUCUCCAGAGGAAGAGCAAGUUCUAACAGCACUCUUGGCAGCUCCUCAGUCUCCCAGCUCUAUCAGUGUCAGGGAUCAGCUGUUGCUUGCUGAGCUGCUGGCUGCCGGUCAAAACAACAACCAAGGAGGCCAAAUCUCUACAACAAAGAGGCCAAGAAAGAAAAAGAGGCCUUCCUCCACUCCACCUCCUCCCCCUCCACCUCUAUCACCACUGGCAGCCCUCUUUGGAGCUGGGGGAAGAGGAGGAGGAUUGUUUGCUUCUGGAGCAGCACCACCCACAGGAUCUGGAGAGGAAGGAGAUGCUAGUGCUCGACCCCAGCAAGGAGGACUUCUGGUCAAUGCAGCUAUAAACAUCACUCGGGCUGUCUCGCAGUUCAUGGGGCUGGUGCUGCAGAGUGCUGCUCAAUCCUUCUCAACUUUCUUGGCUUCUCGAACGCGGAACUUUGCCGACUACGUGGCUCGUGGAGGAGCCAUCAGCUGAGCUCAGCAGCACCCUGGUGGUUAACCUACCAACUAGUCAACCCUCAAGCAAAGUCACAGCGUGUGUUCGACUUCCACAAGAACUUGAAAACAUGAUGUGAAUGCUUCACUCGAAAUGUGAUGAAUCCAUUCACCCCCAUUCUUCGACGUUGGAUACUUUCUUAUGUAUCCAUAUAUUCUAAUUCCUAAAUAAUAGAAUUGGAAGAUUGAAUGUUUUAGUUAAUAUUUAUUAAUAUUAAAAUAGUAUGUUCAUAACAUGAAAAACCAAUAUCAUUGUCAUUUUCUCACAUAUGAAAUUAAUAUUUUCUCCUCACCCGAGAAAAAUCAAUGUCGCUAAAACACAGUAAUCAGAAUAUUAUAACAAUUUUAUGGAUAUUUCAGCUAAUAGCAGAUCGAGUAGAGAAGGCUGAAAAAAGUUAAAUUUGAGACUUUGUGUAGAAAUAAUUAAGUAUACAAACAAAUACUUUGAAUAAAAUGAAACCACUGCUCUCUUCAGCAGUCUGAAAUAUAAAUGUGUAUAUUUUAGUAUAGAAUGUGGUCUACUGUGUCUCCUUUAGAAGUUUUAAAUACUAUUUUGUACAUUUAAUUCCUUUUGUAUAUACUUAAGUUUGUGAAUAUAGCUUUGAGGUUUUGUAAAUAAAAUAGAAAUAAACAAAUUGUGUAAUCA
Molecule: messenger RNA, 6635 nt
Organism: Macrosteles quadrilineatus (aster leafhopper)
Lineage: Eukaryota; Metazoa; Arthropoda; Insecta; Hemiptera; Cicadellidae
Product: mucin-5AC-like
Exons: 18
Coding region: 117-5969 (1950 amino acids)
Source: RefSeq, a predicted model, not a curated record